Molecule: messenger RNA, 1077 nt
Organism: Suillus discolor
Lineage: Eukaryota; Fungi; Basidiomycota; Agaricomycetes; Boletales; Suillaceae
Exons: 11
Coding region: 142-1044 (300 amino acids)
Source: RefSeq, a predicted model, not a curated record
GACCCUCGUCUCAAAUGAUCCGAGUUGGUGGCCGAUGAUCAAUUUGACUAUUUUUAACAGCUAUUGGAUCGUUGCUGCAGGCCUCAUGGUGGUAUACGACUGGGGUAAGCAGGACAGUGUUCGAAAACCGCUGAUAUUCUUAUGAUAUUGUCAGUAUUAACACUCGAACGAGAGAUUGAACUAAUCUGGGUGAGUGGCAGAGUCCCAUACCAAGGGGAACGACAGCAGAUCACAAUGAAUUCGCGACAGAGACAACGCUGGUCUCUCAUGACUGUGCUGUACAUGGUUAUACGUUAUAUUGGACUACCGUAUACUGUUAUUAGCGUUCUGCCAUAUAUGCCAAUGGUCUCGCUCACAGAUGCAGUAAGUGAUAUUACGAAAUAUGCAAUAAGCGGGACAAAUGUGGUCGUACCUGUCAUGUUGGGCGUCAUCAUCAUCGCUCGCUUAUAUUCCAUGUAUCAGGGAUCUAGAGCGAUGCUUAUCUUCCUUGUUAUUGUCUUCCUGACUGUAACCAUCACAUGCGGAGUAAAUGUGGCAAUAAUGCUCAAGGAUACUGCAGCGGAGGAGCUGAUACUCUCCGGCACGCAUAUGUGUGCCUUUGAAUAUGAUCGGGAUGCCCAGCUUCUGUACUCAAUAGUUUGGAUGCUCUACACUGCUUGGGAGGGCCUUGCACUGUGUCUUUCCAUCUGGACUGUUGUAAAACACUUUCAUUACCUGCGACGACUGGGCACAUCGACAGGAUCAACCGUCGGCGACUGUUUCAGAGUGCUGAUACAAUCUCACGUGCUUUAUUUUGUCAGCUUUACUUGUGUCUCUUGCCUCCAGCUUCUUAGCUUUCCAGAGCCUGUGCCUAUGGGAGUCCCGACACCCCGUAGUGUUUCUCAGAUUUUCUUUCACGUGCAGAUGUUUGUUCUGGGACCACGCCUCAUCCUUAGCGUUCGACAAUAUCAUGCUGAACUGGUGGCCAACUUCGACGAUGAAAUUAGUAUGAAUUCGAUUAUCCUCCAGGAACGUGUACAUAUACAAACUAGCAGUACUAUGUAGGGAAAUGCUUACCGGGUGUUCUGCAGGGAGGAG